This is a messenger RNA of Sycon ciliatum, 2101 nucleotides long. RefSeq lists its product as uncharacterized. The transcript has 5 exons. The coding region runs from base 183 to 1640 and encodes 485 amino acids. NCBI's taxonomy places the organism in Eukaryota, Metazoa, Porifera, Calcarea, Leucosolenida, Sycettidae. Gene Ontology annotation, molecular function: 2-oxoglutarate-dependent dioxygenase activity. The record is from RefSeq and is a predicted model, not a curated record.
GUCGACUAUAAAAUGGAGUAUCUGAAAGAGGAUUCGGUUCUCACUUGUGAAGCGUAUUCGAGGCAAGAAGAUAUAUUUAUUUGUUGCCGGCACUCUUUCUUGCUUGCAGCGCCCGUGAAAGCACAAGCCGGUAGCCCAUUUUGGGAACAUAGAUAGUGAAUGUUGUCUAUUUGAGAGCAAGAAUGAGGAGCUUGCUGGUGGUUUUCGCUUUUCUGUGCUGGUCGCUGGUAGCGACUGGCGGCGAGGGAAAAAAGACUCCAGUCGGUCAUAAAAUGAAGCUCGGCUCGCAUCGACCGAUGGAAGGCCGAGUGGAGACCAUUGACUACGUGCCUCAUCCUAUCGACUUCUACGAGGAAUACAGUGUGGGUAGUAAGCCGGUUGUCCUGAAGGGUGCUGCGCGAGACAUGCCGGCCUUCAAGUUCUGGACGGACAACUACAUGAAGAACAACUACGGUGGCGAGACGGUGGCAGUGGAGCCGGGCAAGAAGGAGAACCGGACUCGAGUGGCGCUAGAAGGCUCGGAGAUGAAUUUCGGAGAGUUUCUGGACAGCUAUAACAGCUCAGAUGUAUACAUGGUGGACUCUUUGCCCAAGCCAAUGGAACAGGAGUUCAUGUUGCUGCACAACGUACUGUGUGGUGGAUACACCAAGUUCGUAUCGAUGACCAACGUCUGGUUCAGCAGCGGUGGUACAAAGUCCGUCUUGCACAACGAUGACGCCGACAACAUCAACUGUGUGCUGAGCGGGAACAAGGAGUUCUUCAUGGCGCAUAAGAAAUACGAAACUGUGGUGCCAUUCACAAAGGGUGGUCACGUGGAUAUCGAUGUGGAUGCUGUGGACUUGAUCAAGACCCCGGAAAUCAGGAAGGUGAAAUGGUGGCUGGCUGAAAUCGAGGCCGGCGAUUGUCUCUUCAUUCCGCACUACUGGCUUCAUCAAGUGCGCUCUACGGGCCGUAAUCUGGCCGUGAACAUUUGGUGGCAUUUCUUCCGCAACUUCAACUACACAGAGUGCAUGACAAGGGAUGAGAAUGGCUUGGAAGUUCGCAAGGAUCUACCCCAGUACAAGCCAUUUUCAGGAGUAACCAUCCACGAAGGAGAGUCGCACAGGAAACGUCUGGUGGAUGUGAUGUACCCUACCAAUGCUCACAAACCCAGGAAGCUGACAAAAAAGCAGGUUAUGGCUGCUGUGUAUGCGGGUGAUGAGGAUGAAGACGAAGCUGAAAAACUGAUUCUCCAGGCCAAGAAGGCUGCUACUGCAAUCUUUAACGCCGGAAACAAAAAUGGUGACAAGUACCUGGAUAUCGAGGAGCUGUACACCAUCGAUGCUGAUCUUUUCCUUGAGCUGUUUGGCGCACCCAAAGGUGGCUACAGCCUCGAGGAUCUAGGAGUAAAAGAUGACCUCGUAGACGAUCGGAGGGCAGAGGGUGAGGAUGAUGGCGGUGAUGAUGAGGGAGAUGAGGGUGAAGGUGAUGAUGACGCAGAUGAGAGUGACAGUGAGGGCGAUGAGGAUGGCGACAGAACUGACCUUGCUAGCAGCAAUCAGGCAAGAGAGUCAGCUGCCAGCAAAGAUGACCUUGACAUUGAUUUUGAGAGGGGUCCCUCUGAGGAAGAAUUGAGCCAGCAGCCAAAGGAUGAGCUAUAGAAUUGUAUGCUGCAAAGCCCGUUUAUCCACACUACUACAACGCUGCUGCUUUGUGCAGAGAGUGUGUGCUGUUUGCUGUUUUUAUAUGUACAACGUACAUGCCCCCCCCCCCCCUCUCUCUCUCUCUCUCUCUCUCUCUCUGUAUCUCUCUCUCUUUAUUACGGCGUGUGUUGACGGUAUUUGUUCUAUGCCUUGACUAAGGGGUUACCAAGAAAUGUAUGUCACGGCUGACAAAAUUUGAAAUUACUCAAGUACUGAUAUUUUCAUCCCAAAUGGCGCUCGUGUGUGGCUUGGUCUCAAUCCAGACCUGUACAUCAUCAUCUCAGAUUAUAUUAUCGCUGGUUUGAAUGUGCUGAUUUGAUUGGCUGGCUUAUCAAACUACCAUAUUUGCCUACUGCUGUUUAAAAAAUAUAUAUAUUUAGAGUGUUUUGUAACUGACGGUAUGCAAAUUCAAAAAUGUU